Daucus carota subsp. sativus is the source of this 3195-nucleotide messenger RNA. Its product is annotated as receptor-like protein 7. Bases 14 to 2920 code for a protein of 968 amino acids. The transcript is spliced from 2 exons. The record is from RefSeq and is a predicted model, not a curated record. Lineage: Eukaryota; Viridiplantae; Streptophyta; Magnoliopsida; Apiales; Apiaceae. Gene Ontology annotation, molecular function: protein binding.
UUUUGAAGGAAAAAUGAAAAUGCAAAAUUUCAUCCUCUGUUUUUUCACGAUCAUUGUGAUGCUCGUCUUCUUGCAGCACAACCUAGUGGCUUGUUCAUUAAGCCCCCACUUGCAGAAACUUGCCUUGUUCCACUUUAACCAAACCUUAACAAUCAGUACUAGUAGCUACCUAGUGGAUUGCGAGUACCAUUCCUACGAAGAGAAUGCGCUUUAUUAUAUUCCUUCACGGGCAAAGACAAAGAAUUGGAGCAUGAGUUCUGAUCACUGCACAUGGGAUGGAGUUAGCUGCGACCACAAGACAGGGGACGUUAUCGGACUCGAUUUAAGCUGCAGUCAGCUGGAAGGAGCCAUUCUUCCUAACAGCACUCUCUUCCAGCUCUCUCAUCUCCGCUUCCUCAACCUUUCUGGGAACGACUUUUACGAUCAGUUCCCUCAGGAAUUUGGUUUCUUUGCAAAAGGUUUGACGCAUCUCAACCUCUCUAAUACUUAUUUAUCAGGGAGAGUUCCCUCGGGAAUCUCUUAUUUGCAUAAACUGGUCUCACUUGAUCUCAGUCGCAACCAUGAGGCUAAACUUGAAGAAGAAGUGUUUAAAUCAGUGUUGCAGAAUUUAACUCAUAUCAGAGUGCUUAAUCUUAAUAGAGUUAACAUCUCCUCUGUUUUGCCCGUGAAUAUCUCUACUUCUUUAAGAGUUCUUCAAUUGAGGUAUACUGAUAUACACGGAGUACUACCCCAAGAGGUUUUCCACCUUCCCAACUUGGAAUUUCUUGAUUUAUCAUUUAAUCCUGCCCUGAGAGCAACAUUACCCAAAGUUAAGUGGGGAAGUAAAGCUACUCUCCGACACCUUCUUCUUACAUACAUCAACAUAGAUGGAGGUAUACCUGACUCUAUAGGCUUUUUGGAGUCAUUAGUCACUUUAGAUCUGAUCGCCUGUAAUUUGUCUGGGCCGAUACCAAGAUCCAUUGGGCAACUCGUUCAACUUACUCUCUUGGACCUGUCUGAUAAUAAUCUCAGUGGCCCAAUUCUAUCUUUUUUAACACGCCUUGCAGACUUAAGAUAUAUCUCCCUUGACCGUAACAAUUUUACUGGUCCGUUUCCCUCUUUUCUUGCCCACUCCAGUAAACUAGUUGAGUUGUAUCUUGAUAGUAAUAGCUUUACUGGAUCCAUACCUCGUUCGUUGUUUCACCAUCCAUCCUUAGAGUACUUGUUUCUGGAUAGUAAUGCAUUCACGGGUCCACUACAUGAAUUUGAUUCUUCUUUCUCACGAUUGCGAUCUUUUUCUUGUUCCCACAAUUCACUCUAUGGAUCCCUUCCACAUUCAUUUUCUCAACUUGUCAAUCUCACUAGCCUAGAUUUAUCAUCAAACAAUUUCAGCGGGGUUUUGGAUUUGGAAAUGUUUUCAGGCCUCGAAUCUCUACAAUAUCUUGGACUUUCUCAUAACAGUCUUUCAGUGACAAGUACAAUCAGGGGCACUCUCCCUCCUACGCUUAACUACUUGGGCUUGUCAUCUUGCAACAUGAAAGAGUUUCCUCACUUUUCAAGAGAUGCAAACAUCUCCCUGGAGUUUGUAGACCUAUCAAACAAUAACAUUGAAGGGGAAAUUCCACACUGGAUUGGGUCAGUGUGGUACUCUGAGUAUUAUAACUUGCCCUAUCUGAAUCUUUCUCACAACAAACUAAUAGGCGGUCUUGAGCAACUGCCUUGGGGUUAUCUUACUUAUCUUGAUCUCCAAGACAAUAAGCUGAAUGGAUCGUUGCCCACCUUGAUGUGUAAUUCCAGCUCUCUUGAGAUUCUAAAUCUCUCUCACAACAAGUUGAGUGGUGUACUACCCAUUUGUCAUACAAAUUUGACUCCGCUUUCGGUUUUGGAUCUGCGGAGGAAUAACAUUCAAGGAAACAUUCCAGCAACCUUGUCAAAUUUCUGUAAUCUGGAAACUAUUAAUUUGAAUGGAAACCAAUUAGAAGGAAGCAUUCCUUCUUCUUUUGCUCAAUUUGAUUCUUUAGCCGUUCUUGAUCUUGGAAAUAAUCAGAUAAAUGAUACAUUCCCCCGGUGUUUGGAAGCUCUUCCAAAUCUCCAAGUUCUUGUUCUCAAAUCAAACAAGUUUUAUGGUCUUAUAAACACGAGUUCUAAGAUUGUACACCCAUUUCCUAGCUUGAGAAUCAUUGAUCUGUCGGAAAAUGAGUUUUCAGGUCCACUGCCAGCAAAAUACUUCAGAAACUUCAAGGCUAUGAUGAAUAGUGAAGUGAAUGAGGUAAAGCGUAGUUAUAUGGAGCAUCAGUAUUACAGUGAUUCCACAGCUCUAGUGAUUAAAGGCAUGGAGAUUGAUUUAGAAAGAAUUUUGACUGUGUUCACAACUAUUGAUGUAUCGAAGAACAAUUUUGAUGGGGAGAUAGCUGAAUACUUUGGAAAUCUAGUAUCACUCAGAUUUCUUAAUCUUUCUCACAAUCAUCUCACAGGCCACAUACCACGCUCGAUUGGAAAAUUGACUGUGCUGGAGUCACUAGACCUCUCAUCCAACCAACUUGAAGGAGAAAUUCCUCAGCAGCUCACUAGUGUAUAUUCACUUGCAGUUCUAAAUCUUUCUUGCAACCAACUUAGAGGCCGUAUACCAGAAGGGGCACAAUUCAAUACGUUUGAAAACAGCAGCUACGCUGGUAACUUUGGGCUGUGCGGACAUCCCUUGUCGAAGAAGUGUGAAUCUUAUGUUAGGACACAAGAAGAAGAUGACGAAGAUGAGGAUGAAUGUCACUUUUUCUGUGGUUUUACUUGGGAAGCGGUGGUGAUUGGAUAUGGGUGUGGAGUGGUGCCUGCAUUUAUCACUGGGUACCUGAUGUUGCUGGCAAGGAAACCCAAAUGGUUUGCUGGAAUCAUUGGCAGGGAAUUGGGGCUCAAGAUCAGGAGGAUGGAGAUUAGAAUGCGAUGACUAGAGAUUGGAGAGGCAUGAACAUUUUGGCAUGUAAGUUGAUGGGACAAGCAGGAUUCAGAUGCACUGGAAUCAACCACUACUUCAGCUGUUUAAUUUGCAUCUUUUAUCAUUUUAAAUUUUACAUUUUACAAUAAAAGUCAAAAAGAUACAAGUUCCAUAGACAAGUUCUGUUUUGUUUAGUUCCAGCCUCAGGCUGUUCAUUACUAAAACAUGUUUGCUGAUGCUUUAUAAUGUACAAUUUAGUAAUUUACAAUAUAUCACAGUUUGUAAUA